AUGUCCCGCACUCUUCGUUCGGGGAAUGCCUACAAUGAUUUCCCUACCGCUCCUCCGCGCCCUGCUCGUACUGCACCCCCUAAUGUAACCAACAACCGGGACUACACCGUAAAUAGCAGGCAAAUCCCUGCGGGCCUCUUACGCAAAAAGGUUGCUGAGUGCCAGCUCGAGUUUCUAGAUGUCGGCCCAGUAGAUCCAGAAGAUCCUACCGACACAAAUCGAGAUAACCAUACCAUCCUUCGACUCACGUUCUUACAUCGGUUGAAGGAAGAUGAUACCCCAUACGCACCUAUUGGCACCAGGGGAGUUAUCCUAGACUUGGAAGGCUUUCAGGGACUGAACGGCACAAAUAGGUCUAUACUAAUGAUGUCUACUUUCGGAUACCAAGGCCCGCAUCAGACAGCCCUCCACUGGAAAAGCAUACCAAUGGGCCGCAAUAAGACAGUUGGGGAUUGUGUUAAGAUCAUUCGAGACACCACUUUGCUCCCUUGUCACCUUGAUGCCAGAAAUUCCACCUUGGUUGGCUGUAGAGAUUUUACGUCGCAAAUGAUUUAUCAAUUGAAUCUGUGGGGGUUUUUGAGAAUUCCGGCUAAUGCUCACGAUUCUAUAUACACCCUUUUCAACUACAGAUAUAAUCUCCCUCUCCCCUCUGCCAUUAUGAACCUUAACGUUACCCCCAGUACUGUGGACUAUGCUCUCUUUAGACUGACAUACCCGCAUAUAGUCAUUACCGGUAUCACUUAUACUGGCGGAAUACGUCAAUUCCUUCCCUAA
Penicillium concentricum is the source of this 774-nucleotide messenger RNA. RefSeq lists its product as uncharacterized. The transcript is spliced from 3 exons. NCBI's taxonomy places the organism in Eukaryota, Fungi, Ascomycota, Eurotiomycetes, Eurotiales, Aspergillaceae. The record is from RefSeq and is a predicted model, not a curated record. Bases 1 to 774 code for a protein of 257 amino acids.